AUGUCCUUAUCAAAACGGUACUGUACUAACGAUGAUGAAGUAAAGGAAGGCCUUAUUGGCAUUUAUGAAUGCAGGGAGGGUGUGAAAACAGAUGCUCUGUUUGAAUACAUCAAGGAUAUCUUGAUAAGGUGUCAACUGGAUGCGAGCAGAUUAGUUGGAAUGACAUUUGAUGGUGCAAUGGCAAUGAAAUCUCUGGCGAAGAAAGUCAAAAGUGAAAUGAAUGAAUCAGCCAUUUUCAUUCGCUGCUUAGCACAUUGCGAAGAACUGAGAUGCCACCCGAAACAUUGCCCAGCCUUGGAGAAUGCUCAGUCACUAUGUGAAGACCUGUAUGUGGUUGUUGGUAUCUCUCCCAAACGUGUGGAUCUUUUGAUUGAAGAAUUGAAAGAGUUACAUGUCCAUAUCAAUUUGUACAACAUGGAAUUGAAGCUGGCAUGCUCAAUGCCUGUCAUUAAGAAAGUAACUUCUGUUUCGACUAUUCAAGACAUAUUGAAUGCGAAGGCUGUCUCAAAAGCAUCACUUCCGGAAACGCAUAAGCUGUUGCUGCUCCUGUAA
Paramuricea clavata is the source of this 552-nucleotide messenger RNA. The record is from the annotation of a GenBank genome assembly. Lineage: Eukaryota; Metazoa; Cnidaria; Anthozoa; Malacalcyonacea; Plexauridae.